Messenger RNA from Xenopus tropicalis (tropical clawed frog), 1683 nucleotides. RefSeq names its product deoxyribose-phosphate aldolase (putative) (gene dera). NCBI's taxonomy places the organism in Eukaryota, Metazoa, Chordata, Amphibia, Anura, Pipidae. Gene Ontology annotation, biological process: deoxyribose phosphate catabolic process; deoxyribonucleotide catabolic process. The coding region runs from base 37 to 993 and encodes 318 amino acids. The transcript has 9 exons. Gene Ontology annotation, molecular function: lyase activity; deoxyribose-phosphate aldolase activity. Gene Ontology annotation, cellular component: cytoplasm; nucleus. The record is from RefSeq and is marked provisional.
CCGGACGGGACCAGUUGAAGGAAAGUCACUCGGAUCAUGUCAGGCAGAAACCCAGGAACGGAUCUGGAUCUCGCAUGGAUCUCCAGAGCGCAGGUGAACCAGCCGGCGGUGCUGCGGCGAGCGGAACAAAUCCAGACACGACGGACGGUUAAGAAGGACUGGCAGGCUGCCUGGCUACUGAGAGCCGUGACCUGUAUCGAUCUGACCACCCUGUCAGGGGACGACACCCCAUCGAAUAUUCACCGGCUCUGCUUUAAAGCCAAGCGCCCAAUCAGAGACGAUCUGCUGCAGGAGCUGAAAGUAGAAGAUUUAGGUAUCACCAAUGGAGCUGUGUGUGUCUAUCCUGCCCGGGUGGGAGAUGCUGUCCGAGCCUUGAAAGAGAUUGGCUGCAACAUCCCAGUGGCAUCAGUGGCCACAGGAUUCCCCGCUGGUCAGACCCCCCUGAAGACUCGCCUGGAGGAGGUCCGCUUGGCAGUUGAAGACGGAGCUUCAGAGAUUGAUAUUGUUAUUAACAGAACCUUGGCUCUAACUGGCCAAUGGGAAGCUCUGUACAAGGAGAUCCGCCUGUUCCGCCAAGCCUGUGGUGAUGCCCACAUGAAAACCAUCCUCGGAAUUGGAGAACUUGGCUCCCUCACCAACGUCUACCGCGCCAGUCUGGUCGCCAUGAUGGCAGGCUCAGAUUUUAUCAAGACCUCCACUGGCAAGGAAGGGGUUAAUGCCACCUACCCUGUGGCGCUGGUUAUGGCGCGGGCAAUCCGAGACUUCUACUGGAAAACUGGCACCAAGGUGGGCUUCAAACCCGCCGGAGGGAUUCGCAGCGCCAAGGAAGCUCUGGUCUGGCUCUCGCUCAUUAAGGAGGAACUGGGGGACGAAUGGCUGAACGCGCAGUUAUUUCGGAUCGGCGCCAGCUCCUUGCUGGGGGACAUUGAGAGGCAGAUUUACCACCAUGUGACUGGGAGGUACGCGGCCCACCAUGAUUUGCCGAUGGCCUGAGUCACCUGAUGGACGCGGGAACACAAGACGUUUUCUAAUUGGCCACAAGGAUGUCGGAAUAAUCGAAGGGAAAAUACAAUAAUAAUCCGUGUAUCGAGCGAACGACACAAGAAUGUUCCCCUGAGAGAAACCACAGGUUUGGGGGGGCUCCUGGCUGAACGAGGGGCUUGAGUUUGGAAACCUUCAUGGCAAGUCCUGUUGGACCCAACUGGACUAGAAUUCAGAUGUGUAACAUGGUGGCCCUUACUCCCACUCACCAUCCCAAGAGUAGAACCCUAAGUACUUGCUAAAAACCCUAGGUCUGUGCCCCCCAAAAUCUCAGGCUGAACUGGGGUCCCAUCAUGGACUCGUGCCUUGACCUUCCAUCAGGUUCUACCUGUUCUACCUCACAAUUCCCCAUCAUGCUUUGUUCUACCCAGUAGGGCGGGGCUGAUGUUAGGAGGCACAUGUUAGGGCCACAGUGGGUUUCACUCUAAUUAUACAGCCGGGGGGGGGGGGCCUUAGGGGCUGUUCUGUUCUGAUUCUGCCCCAGGAGUCACAAAUGCAUUUGGGUUUCUCAGUUACGUUUGGCGGAAGAAGAGGGAAUUUCCGCCAUGUCUUGUGUCUUUCUCAGGUACCGCCUGAUUGGCCCUGAUUUACCCCAAUAAUUGUUCUCUUAUAGCAGCAAAUAAAAUGCACUUUUUUACCAAG